Messenger RNA from Acanthaster planci (crown-of-thorns starfish), 1482 nucleotides. RefSeq names its product histone PARylation factor 1 (gene hpf1). The record is from RefSeq and is a predicted model, not a curated record. Gene Ontology annotation, molecular function: histone binding; poly-ADP-D-ribose binding. Gene Ontology annotation, biological process: regulation of protein ADP-ribosylation; DNA damage response. Lineage: Eukaryota; Metazoa; Echinodermata; Asteroidea; Valvatida; Acanthasteridae. Gene Ontology annotation, cellular component: nucleus.
ACGAGGUUGUAACAUUUGGAUCUCCGCGGGAAUAAAGCGCCGUGCACUCAAACUCCUUCCUCAAAAUAUGGGCAAAAAUGAUUCUGGAAAGCCAGCCUGUAAGUACGGAGCUGACUGCUACCGUACCAAUCCACAGCACUUAGCUGGGUUCUGGCACCCAAAGAAGGGGAAAAGGAAAGGCGAGAAUCAGGAUGCAGAUGAUGGAAAUAUUGGUGUUGCUAAGAAGAGAAAAGCAGAUGGUGCUGAUGAGCCACAGCUACCUGGCAUGUCUGGAGACUCAGACACAAAGACCAGUGUAGAAGAAAAAGUAGAAGAAAAAACAGAAUGUAAUGAAGAGGACAUUGAAAAAGAGAGCAGCCAAGAAUGCACAGAUUAUGCCCAACCAGCCACACCUUCUGAUCUUGACCCAAGAGAAGAGAUCAAGUGGAAAUUCAAGAUGGAAAUGCCUGAAGAUUUCUAUGACUUCUGGGAAUUUUGUCAGAGUCUCAACAAGAAAAACCCCAAAGAUGCACUCAAGGAUACUCUCGGACUGCAGCUAGUGGGCCCCUAUGAUGUGCUGGCUGGAAAUCUGAAGAAAACCCCUCAGUCUAAGAGAUCCUCCUAUUGCCUUCACUGGAGGUACUACUAUGAUCCACCUGAGUUUCAGACAAUCGUGCGUGGAGACGACGAGACACAGCAUCAUCUUGGCUAUUUCAGGGAUGAGCCCAAGGAAUUGCCAGUGUUUGUUGCGGCUAACUCGGCCAAGAAAAGUUGCUCCAUAUCAGCUCAGGGGGGCAAUAUCUUUGCUGCUGUCAAAUUACACAUGGACAAGCUUUGCAAAGCCACAAAAGACAAGGCGGAACAGAGUAAAAUUCAGUCCCUGCAGAAGCCGCUGACCGACUGGGCUAAGAAGUGCGGCCACUCGCUGGACAGCAAGUCUCAAGCCAUGAAGGAUAGGGAGAAAAAGGUGGUUGCCAAGACAUUCCAUGGCACAGGCAUUGUUGUACCCAUUGAUGCCAAUGAAGUUGGAUACCGGGAGCUUCCAGAAACUGAUGCCAACCUGAAACGGAUCUUCAAGAAAAUUGCCGACAGCAAAAAUGAGGACGAACGCAACAAGAACUUUGAACCCCUGGAUGAGAUCAUCAACUUUGUUCAGUUUGCCAACGACGAGUGCGAUUACGGGGAAGGCUAUGAGCUGGGCAUUGACCUCUUCAUGUACGGCUCGCCCGUCCUGCACGGGACCAUUAGGAAUGUCCUGCCCUUGGCUUACACACUGCUCCGGCGGGAAGAGUUUGGCAAGAUCCUGGAGUCACAUUUGGAGGACAGACGGAAAGAUGACUUGAGUGUGACGUAAAAUACCAGGUGCUACAGUCUCUCAUGCUGAUUUCAACUUGUCAUGAUGACGAAACUUUGGCAGUAACGUAGGAUUUACUCAAAUGGCAACACAGUAAAGGAAUUGAACAAAAACAGCCAUUCACAUUGCAACUGCAACAAGACUUUUAU